AUGAGGCCCUGUAGUGGUGAUGUUAUUAGCCUCGCUCUAGCCUUGGGUUUUGCAGUGCUCGUAGUAGCUGCUUCGGCAGCCACCUCCCACAACGGCGUGUUCUACGUCGGCGACGAGGACGGCUGGGUCGGCAAGCCGGCGGAGAGCUACGGCCGCUGGGCCGCCCACCACCGCUUCAAGGUCACCGACACCAUCGUAUUCAAGUACAAGAGGGGCGCGGACUCCGUACUGGUCGUGGACAAGCGCCACUACGACGCGUGCGACGUGAGGGACCCCAUAGGCGAGCGGAGCGAUGGCGACUCGGCGUACGAGUUGGGCACAGCCGGGCCGUUCUACUUCAUUAGCGGCGAUGCCGGUAAAUGUUAA
This is a messenger RNA of Panicum hallii, 366 nucleotides long. RefSeq names its product early nodulin-like protein 2. Gene Ontology annotation, cellular component: plasma membrane. The transcript has 3 exons. Gene Ontology annotation, molecular function: electron transfer activity. Lineage: Eukaryota; Viridiplantae; Streptophyta; Magnoliopsida; Poales; Poaceae. The record is from RefSeq and is a predicted model, not a curated record. Bases 1 to 366 code for a protein of 121 amino acids.